AUGCACCUUUAUAAACCACCUCUCUCCACCUUCUCGCCCACAUUCAACAAGACCAAAAGCAAUUUCAAAAUCUUAAUUGCCGAUUCUCUCAUACAUUCUCUACCAGUUUUGUUAUCAAGAUGCAGAUCUUCGUGAAAACCCUAACAGGAAAGACUAUAACUCUCGAAGUCGAGAGCUCGGACACCAUAGACAAUGUCAAGGCUAAGAUUCAAGACAAGGAGGGCAUCCCUCCGGACCAGCAAAGGCUCAUCUUUGCGGGGAAACAGCUCGAGGAUGGGCGUACCUUGGCUGAUUACAACAUCCAGAAAGAGUCUACCCUCCACUUGGUGCUCCGUCUCAGGGGUGGGAUGCAGAUCUUUGUUAAAACCCUAACAGGAAAGACUAUAACUCUUGAGGUUGAGAGCUCGGACACCAUUGACAACGUCAAGGCCAAAAUCCAGGACAAAGAAGGCAUCCCUCCGGAUCAGCAGAGACUGAUCUUUGCUGGGAAGCAGCUUGAGGACGGCCGAACUUUAGCAGAUUACAAUAUCCAGAAAGAAUCUACCCUCCACUUAGUUCUGCGCUUGAGGGGUGGGAUGCAGAUUUUUGUCAAGACGCUCACGGGGAAGACAAUAACCCUUGAAGUAGAGAGCUCGGACACUAUCGAUAAUGUCAAGGCGAAGAUUCAGGACAAAGAAGGAAUCCCACCGGAUCAGCAGAGACUCAUCUUUGCUGGAAAGCAACUUGAGGAUGGACGCACCCUUGCUGAUUACAAUAUCCAGAAGGAGUCCACUUUGCAUUUGGUGCUCAGGCUCAGAGGCGGGAUGCAGAUUUUCGUGAGGACAUUGACUGGAAAAACCAUUACUUUGGAGGUGGAAAGCUCCGACACUAUUGAUAAUGUCAAGGCUAAGAUUCAGGACAAGGAGGGGAUACCACCCGAUCAACAAAGGUUGAUCUUUGCUGGAAAGCAGUUGGAAGAUGGUAGGACUCUGGCUGAUUACAAUAUCCAGAAAGAGUCUACCUUGCAUCUUGUCCUCCGUCUCCGUGGUGGUGAUUGUUGAUUUGAUCUAGAAGCCUAUUUGCUUUCAUGUUGGUUAUGGAUAAUAAAAUGUCACUUUAGUUAAAGUAAUAAUGAUGUGCUGAUUUGUUGCACAACUUUGUUCUGAUCAGUUACUAGAGUAUUAUCAUCAUUUUUAGUACUCCAUAAGAUCUUGUGUUUGUUCUUUUUGCCGCAUAUCUACCAAUAACUUUUCAAGUCCUUGAUACUACUGCAAGAAAUCGUUUUUAUGGGC
This is a messenger RNA of Cuscuta campestris, 1271 nucleotides long. The record is from the annotation of a GenBank genome assembly. Lineage: Eukaryota; Viridiplantae; Streptophyta; Magnoliopsida; Solanales; Convolvulaceae.